GCUGUCUGUCUACAGCAGUAGAGUACAGUAGGUCUCAGCAUAGCGUCCUGUCAGGGGGUCUCCUGUGCCUCUUUGUUUGCUGGCGGAGUUGGAGGAAGGAAGGGGAGAAAGUACUAAGUAGUGUAUUUUAGGCCACCGUUUACACGUAGAAGGUGAAGUUCUAGUUGUUGGAUCUUUUCAUACACCUCACUUUCUCCCCCCAUUGGUUUUGUUGCGUUCUGUCCAUCGGCUCGGAUACAGCAUGGACUGGCUGGCCGCUGGUUACUGGAGGUUCCGUCUCAGACAUGUCGCCUCGGACACUGCAGUGACAAUGAAACGACGCCGCAAGUACUGGUUUUGGAACCGGAAUGGUAAAAACGCAAAGAUGUGUCUGCUCUGCUGUUAUGAGAAAAAAGGCAAAGCUGACUGUUUCCGGUCCAAGAACGCCGAUGAGGAUGCCUGCGUUGCAGUCAAAAUCGAACACUCCAGAGCUCUAGGCAGUAGCCCGACGUGCACGAGCAGCAGCCCACCCAGUGUGCAUGAGUGUCUGAGUCGGGCGAGCAGUGGGAGGACUAACAAGAAAAGGGGAGGGGUCAAUGGAAGAGUCCCCAGCAGCAGACCUCGGCUGCCGUCUAAACCGCAAGUGCCUCCAAAGCCACCACAUCUCCAGAGCCCGGUGACGGAGCUCACGUCCCCUCUGAGCCGCAUCCAGAAACCCACUUUUAGACCAAACAUGGAAGAGGGGGGAGGAGGAGGAGGAAGAGGAGGAGGUGGAGGAAGAGGGGCUGUGAACCGGGAGGGAGCCAGGGAGAAACACUCCAAAGUCUUAGAACUCAUCAGCCACUUUGAGGAGAACAGCAACACAGAGAGCAAGAGAGACGGCUCACCGCUCAAACAGAUCAGCAAGUUGUCCAACUGCAGCCCAGCUCACCGCGUGCACCAGAGGCAGACAGAGGCCGACGGCAGUCAGGAGAACCACUCCCCUGUACAGGCCGCACCGCAGGAUGCCCCCAAACCGGCGGCUAACGGGGUGCUAGCGCAGAUGGAGCAGGACAGGGAGAAGGAGGACAAACAGGAGAGGAACAAUGAAAGGAUAGAGACCGACGGGCUGGUAAAUGGAGAUAUGGGGGACGGGAGCGCAGAACAGAGUGAUGAUCAUUCACCUCCACACACAGACAGGACUGGCACAGAAAGCAACACUGAGAAUGAGGACAGUGGGACUACAGCAGAAACUGAGCACAGGAAUGUAGAAGGGAGCACAGACCAAAAGGAGACAAAUGAACAGAAGCUUUUUAAGAUCGCCAGCGAGCUCUUGCAUACGGAGAAGGCCUACGUAGCGCGACUUAACUUGCUGGACCAGGUAUUCUGUGCUAAGCUAAUGGAGGAGGCCAAUAAAGGGACAUUCCCUGGGGACGUAGUGAAGAACAUCUUCUCCAACAUCUCCUCCAUCAACGCUUUUCACAGCCAGUUUCUGCUUCCAGACCUGGAGAAGCGCAUGGGAGAAUGGGCAUCCACGCGUCGCAUCGGAGACAUCCUGUUGAAACUCACACCCUUCCUCAAGAUGUACGCAGAGUAUGUGAAGAAUUUUGACAAGGCCAUGGAACUGCUGAAACAGUGGACUGAUCGUUCGCCUCAAUUCAAGGCCAUCAUUCAGGAAAUACAGAGUCAAGAGGCCUGUGGCUGCCUGACGCUUCAGCAUCACAUGUUGGAGCCUGUGCAGAGAGUCCCUCGCUAUGAGAUGCUGCUGAAAGACUAUCUGAAGAAGCUGCCUCAGGACGACCCUGACCGACAAAAUGCAGAAAAAUCAUUAGAAAUUAUCGCCACAGCAGCUACUCACUCCAACAGCGCCAUACGAAAAUCUGAGAAUCUGAAGAAACUGAUGGAGAUAUACGAGAUGCUGGGUGAGGAGGAGGACAUUGUUAACCCCUCUAACGAGUUCAUUAAAGAGGGUCACAUCUUGAAGCUGGCAGCCCGGAACACUUCGGCCAUGGAGCGAUACCUCUACCUGUUCAACAACAUGCUGUUGUACUGCGUGCCCAAAUUCAGCCUGGGAGGACCUAAGUACACAGUGAGGACGCGGAUCGGCAUCGACGGCAUGAAGGUCCUGGAAACGUCCAACGAGGAUUACCCUCAUACCUUCCAGGUGUCAGGGAAGGAGAGGACACUAGAGCUACAGGCCAGCUCAGAGCAGGAUAAAGCAAGCUGGAUUAAGGCUUUACUUGAAACCAUUGAGAUCUUCCAGCAAAGAAACGAGUCAUUUAAGAAUGCACUGAGAGACGUGGAGGAAGUGUCGAAUGCAGAGCUGGGGAAGCGCGCCCCUCGCUGGAUCCGUGACAAUGAAGUGACAAUGUGUAUGAAGUGUAAAGAGCCUUUCAAUGCUCUGACACGGCGGAGACACCACUGCAGGGCCUGCGGCUACGUGGUGUGCUGGAAAUGUUCAGACAAUAAGGUGGCACUCGAGUAUGAUGGCUACAAGACAAACAAAGUGUGCAAAGACUGUUACUCCAUCCUGACUGGAGAAAUGAUAGCCGAGGGCAAGAAGAAGGGCAUCCUGGAGAUCGAGGCAGCUCAGUUCACAGGCAGCAGCAUCAUGUGCGGCUUCCUGCAGUACUGUGAGAAGAACAAACCUUGGCAGAAGGUGUGGUGCGUCAUCCCUGAGAAGGAGUGUCUGGUGCUCUAUCUCUACGGAGCUCCGCAGGACGUGAAGGCCCAGUGUACUAUCCCCCUCCUGGGCUAUUCUGUGGAUGACAGCGCCAGGCCCACAGACCCUCCCGCCAACUUCCGCCUCUCUCAGUCCAAGUCCAUCCACAACUUUGCUGCUGAAACAGAGGAGCUUAAGCAGCGCUGGCUGAAAGUGAUCCGGGUGGCAGUGAAGGGUGAGAUGCCAGAUUGCCCUCAGACCAACGGCAGCAAUGCCAACACAAUGGACAACAACAACACACAAGACGCGGGCACUGAUAGCACAUAAGAGUGCAAGUAAACUGCUGUUGGAUUGCACAAUAAAGACAGGACGUGCAGCUGUGUCCUGCUCGCACAAAAUACAAAUCCACACUCUCCAUGCUGUACUUCUGAAUCUGAAUCUUAAAGACAGAGUGGAAAAUCAGUGCUGUAUAAGAUGCCUUUCCUUGCCAUUCUGCUGUUUCCCAGUUUCCUCCUGGAUUCUCUCAUAAACCCACACAAGAAUUUCUAAUUCACUGCUUGAGCUGUGCUGGAUUACUAAAAGGACAUGUCUGGUACAAUCAACACUAGAGCAGAGGGGCCUCAGGAUUGAUUGACUUCCCUCAAACAGGCACUAGUAACAACAGCUCAAACUCUUCAAACACUCUUAACUUGUGUCAACUACUCGUGAGCCAGUGGACUACCACAGACUUACACAGCACCCUGUACUGGAUGUGAAUCAAAGCAAAAGGAAAGUCCAAACUAAGUCUGCUGGUGCUGUAACCCAACUCUCUGUGUACCUGUACAGUAUAAAUGUUUUAUUUGUUUUGUUCAAAAAGGAACGUUUGUGUUUGUUUGUACAGAAAUCAGUCUCAAACUUUCUUUUGGUAACAUAGAAAACAGUAAAGUAUUUACAGUGUUGCCAGUUGUCUUUGCUUGAGAAGAUAGUUCCAAAACUGGGAAAAAGAUCAUGUGGUUGGAUAAUUAUGGUCUCAUGUCCCUCCUUCACCCCUCAGUGAAGAUUCAUCAACAGCCUAAUCGAACUCUGGAUGCACGUUGGCUGAUCUGUCUGCUUUGCAAUUGGUUGCGCCUGUCCUAUAGUCAAAUCAAAUCAUUUGUAAAUAUGUUCAUAGCUGACCAUAGGUGAAAUAAGAGUCAGUCUAAAAUACCAGCUUCAUAUAGGUGGGAGAUAUGGAUAAAAUCGUCUCCCAGUAUGUUAUUUUAUAUAUUGGCAAUGGCAAUACAUGUUGUAAUAUAUAGUACAUUUAUAGAUCAAACAACCAAAAGUGUGAAUGUCUGUUUUUGGCUCAUCCAGUUAAACUAAUAUCUGACAAAUCAAGGUGCUACAUCACAUCCAUUAAUACAACAAGUCAGUCCUUCUCAUGGAUUUUGAACCCACUGCCCACAGGUUUUUUUUUUUAAUGGCAAUGCUUCAGAAACGCUGGAUCCUACAAUUCCCAUGAUGCAACUCUGUGGCGACUUAAAUUAGACGUGUCCUGCCUCUGAAAUCAACGGGUUUUCUGUCAGAUACUUAGAUAACUACUUACUACUUACUUUCUCAGAAAGCCCCUUGCAGAGCCGCAGGACACAACUGUUUUCACAGCUUGAGUAGUACUCUCCAUGACAAGUAAACUGACCUUUAUGUGUAAAAUGGCCGUUUAAAUGUAAUGCUUAAUCUCGAUGAUAUCAUAAUAUGUACCAACCGUAUGGUCUGGACAGUGCUGUUUGUAUUGAAAUGGCACACUGCAAUCAUGUGUCUUCUAAAACAAAUGAUGGAUGAUAGUCAUUGGCAUGCAAAUCUGAGGAUGAAUGGUAAAUGCUUGUCUAACUACAGUGUGGAGAGAUGUGAUCGAUCACCAUCGUCUUUGUGUGGCAGGCUUUUCUGUUACGAUGCAAGUGCAGCACAAUCCCAGAUAUAGCAAGCUGGUGUGAGAAAUGUAUAUGUUUUUGAUGCUGUAAUUAAUUUUAAUAUUUAAUGUAAUUUAUAGAGUAUGACAAAGCAUGAUCCGAUAAAAGUAGCACAAAGUUGUUCCCUCACUGUCAACUACAAAGUGCAGUAGGUAGAUGUUAUUUUUUUCUGAGAGCAGAUGUUUUUCCACUAACUCAUCAAACCUCGGUUCUUCAGCGUGACAGCGAACGCUUGUAGCGCUGGAUGGACUUUGUUCGUUCACAUGGUUCUGUUGCGCCGUGUUCCCCCCUGUGCUCGAUGCUGGUGCUCACCAGAGUAUUACCCCCCUCCCUCCCCUGAACUAUUUCCCCUCUGCAGUAUUCAAAUAAAAAGCAAGAGCACAAAACUUCCCCAUCUGUAGGAUCUGAAUGUAUAUCCAGAUUUUUAUGUGUCCCCAUCCCCAAAGGUUUGAGAAUCUACGCACUUUAUGAUCUUUUAAAGUGUACCUUCAAAGAAAAUAAACAGAGGUUGAAUAUGA
Messenger RNA from Micropterus dolomieu (smallmouth bass), 5063 nucleotides. It is a transcript of the gene fgd4a, whose product is annotated as FYVE, RhoGEF and PH domain containing 4a. The coding region runs from base 242 to 2947 and encodes 901 amino acids. The record is from RefSeq and is a predicted model, not a curated record. Lineage: Eukaryota; Metazoa; Chordata; Actinopteri; Centrarchiformes; Centrarchidae. Gene Ontology annotation, cellular component: cytoplasm. The transcript is spliced from 19 exons. Gene Ontology annotation, biological process: filopodium assembly; cytoskeleton organization. Gene Ontology annotation, molecular function: guanyl-nucleotide exchange factor activity; metal ion binding.